ACUGCUUUUCGGACAGGCCGGAAGGACGCGUGAAGGAAUGGCGGUGGUUGGUGACAGCAGCUUUCCUCCUUCCUCUUCGGUCCUCCUAUACCUGUCGCCCCUACCUCACUCCUCCUUCCAUUGGAGCCAAAUUAAGCUGUAGUAGCGGAAGCACCCUGUAAUUUGAAGCAAGAAUGGAUUCCAGGAUCUCCCUCCUCUGCUUCCUGGUCCUCGCCUCUUCCCUCCUGCACUGCGCCAGAUCUGAUGGCAACGAUGCUCAGCUCCUCAAGGGCAUCAACAGCUACCGAUCCUCCCUCAAGGUCCCCGCGCUGGCGGAGAACAAGAACGCGGCGUGCCUGGCCGAGCAGCUCGCGAAGCAGUUCAAGGGCCAGCAGUGCACCAACACCACCGGCGCCAACACCGUCAUCGGCACGGAGCAGCAGUUCCCGGACUACCCCAAGUACCUGGACCACUGCCACCUCAACGCGUCGGUGACCGAGGACGGGCAGGUGAUGCCGGCGUGCGUGCCGGGGCUCGUCCCCGACGUGGUGCUCACCAACUACACCAAGUCGCAGUACAACCGGUUCCUGAACGACAGCCAGUUCUCCGGCGUCGGGAUCGCCAAUGAGGGCGACUGGGUCGUCGUCGUGCUCAGCACCAGCACGGACUCCGGCGACUACUCCCCGGCUCCGCCGGGCUCGAACUGGGCAGCUUCGGUGCAGCCUUUCAGCCAGCUGAUUCUUUUGUUGGUAGGAUUUAUAAUUUUGAUGAUGAAGUGAGAGCCUGAGAGGUUGGUCAUACCUAUACACCACAAAGAGUGUAGUUUACAUUGUUUCGCUCAUUUUGUAUCAUUCAGAUUUCAAUUGAACUUGGCCUCAUCGGCAUUCUUAAAUGUUUUACUUUCGAUAUUGAUUAUAAA
Molecule: messenger RNA, 898 nt
Organism: Phragmites australis (common reed)
Lineage: Eukaryota; Viridiplantae; Streptophyta; Magnoliopsida; Poales; Poaceae
Exons: 2
Coding region: 174-758 (194 amino acids)
Source: RefSeq, a predicted model, not a curated record